Messenger RNA from Paramecium sonneborni, 787 nucleotides. The record is from the annotation of a GenBank genome assembly. NCBI's taxonomy places the organism in Eukaryota, Ciliophora, Oligohymenophorea, Peniculida, Parameciidae.
AUAUGAUUCAUCUAUUAAUAGCUUUUUCAUUAACUACAACUUUUGCAUGCGAGUUCAAAUAAGAAGACCAUUAUUAUAAUUUAACACAACUUUAAAGAACUGAACCAUACAUAGUGAAAGCAUCUGCUGAUUCAAGCUUUUUCAAGAUGGCUUAUUGUAUUUUUAUUUUUUAUUUUAGAGUUUAAUUUUUGUGGAAAUCAUCCAAAACAUUGUUAAGGUUAAAGUGGAGCAUAUUAAGCAUUAGAAGUAAUGGGAAUAUUAACUGAUUCUUGUGAAAUAUUAGGUAAGCCUGAUAAUUAAUAAAUUUCUUUGAUUGAAAACGGAUUACAGAUUACAUAUUCAUAAGGAUCUUAAUGUGAAAACAAUCAGAAAAAAAGUGUAAAUUUCAACAUUCUCUGCAGUUCAGAAUAUGAUUAGAAUUUUGUAUUGAUAUCAGAAGACAAUUGCCACACUGCGUAAUAUUCCAUCUGAAAUUAGGUUUUAAAUGAAAUCACCUGCAGGAUGUAAAUUACAAUAUUCAACUUAACCUUUAUUUAUCUAUUAUCUUAGUGGAAUAGGAAUAUUAUUAAUGAUCUUAGGUGCAUGCUUUGGGUAUUAAUAAUUGUAAAAGAAGAAAGAAGGGAAAUCAGAUUUGUAUGUAAAAAGAAAUAAUAAUAUUAGGAAUAAAUUAAUAGUGAUUAACCAUAACAGUAAAUUAAAAAUGCAGAUUAGAGUACUACUGUUGUUAUCAACCAUGAAGCACCUUCCUCUUGAUUAAGAAAAAAUGAUUAUCAUUUAUAUGCUAAAA